AUGAACCGCCAAGGCAUCAAGGAACCGACCAGGCAUCAAGGAACCGUCAAAGCAUCAAGGAACCGUCAAAGAAUCAAGGAACUAUCAACGUAUCAAGGAAUCGUCAAGGCAUCAAUGAACCGUCAAGCCAUCAAGGAACUAUCAACGCAUCAAGAAACCGACACGGCAUCAAGGAACAGAACCGUCAAUGCAUCAAGGAACCCUCAAGGCAUCAAGGAACUAUCAACGCAUCAAGGAACCGUCAAGGCAUCAAGGAACUAUCAACGCAUCAAUAAACCGCCAAGGCAUCAAGGCACAGUCAAGGCAUCAAGGAACCGUCAGGGCAUCAAGGAACCGACAAGGCAUCAAGGAACCGCCAAGGCAUCAAGGAACCGUCAGGGCAUCAAGGAACCGCCAAGGCAACAAGGAACCGUCAAGGCAUCAAUGAACUAUCAACGCAUCAAGGAACCGUCAAGGCAUCAAGUAACCGUCAGGGCAUCAAGGAACCGUCAAGACAUCAAGGCACUGUCAACGCAUCAAUGCACCAACAAGGCAUCAAGGAACCUUCAAAGCAUCAAGGAACCGUCAAGGCAUCAAGGAACUAUCAACGCAUCAUGGAACCGUCAAGACAUCAAAGAACCGUCAAGGCAUAAAGGAACCUUCAAGGCAUCUAGGAACCGUCAAGGCAUCAAGGAACCGUCAAGGCAUCAAGGAACCGUCAAGGCAUCAAGGAACUCUCAACGCAUUAGGAACCGUCAAGGCCUCAAGGAACUAUCAACGCAUCAAUGA
Messenger RNA from Acanthosepion pharaonis, 768 nucleotides. Lineage: Eukaryota; Metazoa; Mollusca; Cephalopoda; Sepiida; Sepiidae. The record is from the annotation of a GenBank genome assembly.